UUUAAUCUAUUCAAGCAAUAAGUUGCAAAGAUCUUUCAUAUUAAUACAUUCUGUUUAUAGUAAUUAGUCUAUCAAUAAUAGAAUUUGUAAACAAAAGACGAGUUUUUACUAGUUGAAACUUAAAAAUAACAUAAAAUUAAUUAAAAGUUGCAUAAUGAAACUGUCUAUUGUUCUAUUUAUAAUUUGGAAUGUAACAACUGUGAGUAAUGUAUUCGGUUAUUCAGUACCAGAACCAACUAUAGAGAUCCUUAAUCCUCAAGGAUUAAGAAUUUAUAUACCACAUGAAAAAGGAAUUGUUCUAGUUGCAUUUCAUCUAAACAUUGAUAAACCGAUUGCUCUUAAUCUGCUUGGAGAUUAUUCAGCCGAUAUCACCCAGCCUUCAAAUGAUCGUUGGUUAUUUCAAAUUUCCAAUAUUUUCAUUGAACCUGGAAGUAAAAUCAAUUACUGGAUGCAUGUUCAGUAUGGAUCGUAUGCUUAUAGAAAAUUGGGAUCACAAGUAGCUGGAAGAGCAACAGUGGAUAUUUCCGAACCAGAAUCAAUAACAACAAAUUCUUCAUUUUCAUCUGGAGAGAAGUUGCCAAGUGAUUGUGAAAAAUCAGUAACCACAGUUGGGCGCCAUCCAGUUUGUAAAGGUCAACUUGUGUUUGAAGAUCAUUUUGAUAGACUGAAUUGGACCAUGUGGAAGAGGGAAGUUCGAAUUCCCAUUGAUUCAGAUGAUUCAGAGUUUGUAUCAUUCCAAAGCAGAUCAGAAAAUUCUUAUGUGAGCAAUGGUGAAUUACAUAUUAUACCAAAUUUGUUAUCGGAAACACCGGGAUUUAAUGGAUCAUUAAUUCGAACUGGACAGCUUGAUUUAAGAGCGGAAUGCACAGCAAUUGUUGAUAUGUCAAAGGAAUGCCAGCGAAUAGCACAAUUCUUUCAAAUUCUUCCACCAGUUGUAACAGCGAGAAUCAAUACCAAAGAUUUUUUCACCUUUCGUUUUGGAAGAGUUGAAGUAAGAGCUAAACUACCUAAAGGGGAUUGGCUGUUUCCAUUAAUAUUACUUGAACCAGUUGAAAGUUAUUAUGGAUUUACGGAGCAUUCAUCGGGUCAAAUGAGAGUUGCUUUUAUUCGAGGUAACGAAAUUCUUGAGAGUAAAACUGGAGAAGAUCUCUCUGGUAAACGAAUAAUGGGUGGAGUUGUACUAUCAUCCGGGGAAGAACUUCGUGAUACUUGGCUAAAGAGUAGUCUCAGAUCAUCACAUAUGGGUGAUGAUUAUCACAAUUAUACUCUGAUCUGGGAAGAAGAUCACAUUGCUUUGCAAGUUGAUGGAAACGAAUAUGGUUUUAUUCGUGGUGGUUUUUCAAAACUAACUCGAACACAUAAUCUACCACAUGCAUCACUUUGGAGUAAUAGGCAUAAGAUGGCACCUUUUGAUAGAGAGUUCUUUUUGACACUUGGUGUUGGUGCUGGUGGACAUUCUGAUUUUCCAGGUGGUGUUCUUAAUGGACCAAGAAAAACAUUUAAGUCGUGGAGUAAUCACCAUCCAAAAGCUGAAUUGCGAUUCUGGAAUGACCGAGAAAAUUGGUUGAAAACAUGGAGUGGCGAUGAAGCUGGACUACACGUAGACUAUGUAAAAGUGUAUGCUUUAUAGUUAAUUUGUAACAAAUAAAUGGCGUUUCUUCUUUGUAUAUACAA
Episyrphus balteatus (marmalade hoverfly) is the source of this 1674-nucleotide messenger RNA. Its product is annotated as gram-negative bacteria-binding protein 1-like. The record is from RefSeq and is a predicted model, not a curated record. Lineage: Eukaryota; Metazoa; Arthropoda; Insecta; Diptera; Syrphidae. Gene Ontology annotation, biological process: carbohydrate metabolic process. Gene Ontology annotation, molecular function: carbohydrate binding; hydrolase activity, hydrolyzing O-glycosyl compounds. The transcript has 5 exons. Bases 155 to 1630 code for a protein of 491 amino acids.